This is a messenger RNA of Staurois parvus, 468 nucleotides long. The record is from the annotation of a GenBank genome assembly. Lineage: Eukaryota; Metazoa; Chordata; Amphibia; Anura; Ranidae.
AUCGAUUUUGACUGCGAUGAUGAAGAGAUGAAUCUAAACUGCUUUAUCCUCAUGUUCGAUCUCAUAUUAAAACAGAUGGAGUUGCAGGAUGACGGCAUCACGUUGGGUUGGAGAACAGCCUGUCCAAGGAUAUCAUCUCCAUCAUCAACAACGUGUUCCAGGCCCCCUGGGGCGGCUCCCACACCUGCCAGAAGGAUGAGAAGGCCGUGGAGUGCAGCCUGUGUCAGUCCAGCAUCCUCUGCUACCAGAUGGCCUGCGAGCUGCUGGAGCGCUUGGCGCCCAAGGAGGAGAUCCGCCUGGUGGAGCCCACCGACAGCCUAGAGGAGAGCCUGCUGUACUCCAGGCCGGAGUUCAUCAUCGGCACCGAGGGGGAGGAGGAGGAGAAUCCCGCCCACAAACACGGCGAUAAUCCCGGAACUCACACCGAGGCCACGGAACCCGCCAACACAACAAAUGUGAAGAACGACA